UUUCAACAAGAGGAUAAGGAAAUGGGUCUAGUGGAGUAAACCAAUCGGAUUUGAAAGUGAAAAAUUUUUAAUUCGAGUGGGUGAUCUUAGGAUGCCAAACAAAAAUAAGAGGUUAAAGAUGUUAACAUACUAAGUCGUGACGUUUCCUUUUAUCGACGGGAAAAGUAAACGACACGAGUCACCGCGGUGAGCGCCAAGAACGAAGUGUGACGUUCUUGGUGGGUAGUACGAUAAUUACGGUAGUCACAAAAUGUAUCAUCGAGGAGAAUUUUGUAUCCACAUGGUGUGGAUUUUCGAACGAUACGGGGAUGACGAUGAAGAGCUGCAGUCGCAGAAUUGGCGCAAAGUGCAGCUGUAUUCGUUUCAUCUACCGACAAUGAUAUUCCACAAACCAGCCAGACAUAGUUACGAACAUAAAAUUAGACAGCACUGCAGUUGAUGUUGAUGAUAAUUAGAUAGAAAUCUCAUAAUUGUCAUAUAAUUUACACCUGGAGUGGUUACAUUCAUUCAUUCACUCACACCCCAACGCUUACGCUAUCAGAUGACGUGAAACACGCCUCGCUCCUUAGUUUUCUUCCUAUCGUUCAGAUGGAGGACCGGCGCAGGAUCGACGCACUUGAGUUCAACAACAACGGUAACUACAAACUGCUUUGGCGCUCUUACAUGACACUACCUAACGAACUUUCUCGCCUACAUAUGUAUAAUGAUCAUUUCCCCACGAAAUACAUAAGCGCAGGUCAAAACUUUCAAGUGGUUAUCCUUAUCCAGUAUGUGCAGUUCUAGGAAGAAAUACAGUGACGCAGCUAGAGGCGAUAUUCGACGUACUAGCCUGGAGCGCCCGACAACACCCCCUCGCGCUAUGGUUCCCCCCUCCCGAAGUAACCCCCGAAGCACUAUGCUUGCCUGAAAUUCAAUGUCUUGGAAUUGAAUUGCUGAAAUCCAAAAAUUUUCGAUUUCUUUUUGCGAGUUUCUUUCUUGGAUUUGAAUUUCUCAAGUCUGAAAGUUUAUGACUUUCGCAAGUUUUUCGGAAAUUCAAGCUCUUGGAUUUGAUUCGUGAGCCCAAUUUCUUGGAUUUGAAUUCCUCAAAUCCUAAAACUUUUGACUUUUUUUAGCAAGUUUUGCCGAGAUUCAAUCUCUUGGAUUUGAUUCGCAAGCCCAUAAGUUCGGAACUGUGUAAGUUCAUAAGUGUGGGCCCAAUCUCUUGGAUUUGAAUUCCUCAAAUCCCAAAAUUUUUGAUUUUAAAAGGCUACUUGGCCGAGAUUCAAUUUCUUGGAUUUGAAUCGCAAGCCCAUGAGUUCAGAAGUGCGCAAGUUCAUAAGUUCGCAAGUGCAUAAGUGUAAGCCCAAUUUCUUGGGUUUGAAUUCCUCAAAUCCCAAAGUUUAAGUUUUUGACUUUAACAAGUUUCGCGGAGGUUCAAUCUCUUGGAUUUGAUUCGCAAGCCCAUAAGUUCAGAAGUGCAUAAGUUCACAAGUUCCGAAGUUCGUAAGUUCAUAAGUCCAUAAGUGUAAGCCCAAUUAUUUCUUGGAUUUGAAUUCCUCAAAUCCCAAAGUUUUUGACUUUGUCAGGUUUUGCUGAGAUUCAAUUUCUUCGAUUUGAUUCGCAAGCCCAUAAGUUCCGAAGUUCGUAAGUUCAUGAGUUCACGAGUUCAAAUGUGAAAGAGUGAGAGUUUGGGGCUUGGAAGUGAGAGUUUGGGGGGGUCGCUGUUGUUUUUUAAUUUAGCUCUUUAAUCUUGAUAAUAUCAGACAUUCUCACUCUCAAUCAUUCUUCCAUCAAUGUACUAACCGAUGUUAACAACAAAAAUUGGUCACGUUUCUCCCUACAUUUGUUACACUACUAAGGAAGUUAUUGAUAUUGAUCAGCGCGGCGCAGGUUCAGGUACUACAUGUACAUGAUAACCACGACCCAGCUGAGAACCGCUUGGCAGAGGAUUCCGUUUCUGCAGUUUCCCUUACAAGAAUCGUAAAUGUCUUUAUCUGACUGACGUUAUUACUCAUCUACGCGCUAAGCUGUGCUCAU
Molecule: messenger RNA, 2016 nt
Organism: Amoebophrya sp. A25
Lineage: Eukaryota; Dinophyceae; Syndiniales; Amoebophryaceae
Source: the annotation of a GenBank genome assembly